AGUCAUCCAAACAGACUUCUGAGCUUCAGGAAGAAUCUCCCUUCUGUCCCCUGGACUCCCUAGCAUGAGGGAUCUGUUGAACCCCUCGAGCCAGGCCUUCUGGGGGGAGCGAAUAAGGAAGGAGGUGGUGGCUCGGACCACCUGGAAUGUCCGCUAUGGACACAAGUACCUGAAAGAGGAGUCCAAGAAAAGAAAGUCCAGGCAGGCCCCCUUUGCGUCAGUCUCGAAAGUAGGCCCAGUGCAUUCCACAGGCUCCCCUGUCAGAAAAGAGGCACAGGCAGGAUGGCCAGAGACCAGUGGGGUCCAGGGAAGCAGAGUGAGGCAGGCCAGAAGAACUCUUCAGUUCACAGCAGGUCCGGGCAGGCCAGAGGACUUAGAGAUGAAGCCUCCCACCCCAGCCACUCUGAAGCUGCUCUUCCAAGGUAUCUCCCGUGAUGGCCGGAACCUAUACCUCAAGCAGCGGCAUCAACUGAAACCAGAGGAGAAAUACAAGUAUCCGAUGGUGUCUUCCUGGGAGUAUGGCUGGCAUGUGGGGGAUGUCAUGAAGGACUACAGGACACCAGCUUAUGCCAGAACUCAUCCCAUCACAAAGUCUUUUUUCUUCAAAAAUGGCAUUUUCCCUAACCCACGGCGAUCAGAUGACAUUAUGUGACUUGGCUUGGAAAAGGCGUCAGGGGCUCCUUGCCCCCAUCAUCCAUCUGGACCAGCCAGGUGGGAGAUGUUGCAACCCAGCCCUACCUCACUCUGUGUUCUGCUGAGCCCCACCUCCUUGGGUGAGAUGGACCUGAAGAAGUGACCAUAGGCAAACACCUCUGAGAUGUACUGUCAUCCUAUGUUGGGGCUCCUGUCUACACACAGAGAACACUGCUGGCAAAGCUUCCAUCCAUCCUACCAUCCAUCACUACCAAUGCUGUUCCUUUUCCUGGGGAGAUCCAAUGCUGCAUCAGCAGGCCUGGACAGGGGAGGAGCUUGUAAGCCUGCAAAGUGCUUAGGAGAGCAACGAUCUCUUAUUGUCUAUUUUUCAACAUUAGACUGAUGGUAUCUACAGCAGAGUUGCUCUGUCCCGGUGUAUCCUACAAUUCAGGGAAGAAAGAACGUGCCAUCUCCUCUGGCUGCUUCCCUCACCCCUCAGAGCCUGCAUCAAUGAGAGAUGCCCAGCUUCACCUGCUGCAACAAGCAGCUCCUAAGUCCCAACUCUUUAAACAAAUAAAGAUACAUUUCUUUUUUUUUU
Molecule: messenger RNA, 1231 nt
Organism: Mastomys coucha (southern multimammate mouse)
Lineage: Eukaryota; Metazoa; Chordata; Mammalia; Rodentia; Muridae
Product: protein ATP6V1FNB
Exons: 2
Coding region: 65-652 (195 amino acids)
Source: RefSeq, a predicted model, not a curated record